Schistocerca piceifrons (Central American locust) is the source of this 456-nucleotide messenger RNA. RefSeq lists its product as uncharacterized. Bases 1 to 456 code for a protein of 151 amino acids. The record is from RefSeq and is a predicted model, not a curated record. NCBI's taxonomy places the organism in Eukaryota, Metazoa, Arthropoda, Insecta, Orthoptera, Acrididae. The transcript has 3 exons.
AUGGAAACAGCGGGCAGAAGCAGGUGUGGGAGUUGGGCAGCAGCAGCACACUGGCAGCAGCGGCGCGCUGUGUUGUGGCGGUUCGCAGACGAGUGGCCGGCAGCGGCGGCGGUGGAGGCGGGGCCGGCCGGCGGCCGUCCGCCCCCGCCGCUGCCCGUGCAGCUGUGGCCGGCGACUCACCCCGCGGAGCCGCCCGUCAGCCGGCUCGUCUCCUACAAGCGCUACCUGCCCUACCACCCAGUGGCGCGCUUCCGCGGGCUCGGCAUCGAGGCGCGGCCCUUCCUGCAGAUGCUCAUACAGCCCGAGGACCUGGGGCGGCCCAAGAAGAAGCUGUCGGUGCCGCAGCUGCUGAUGCUGCUCAACCAGCUGGCGAGUGAGGGCGCGCAGACUGCCGGGGCACGAUCGCAGCGCGUGCGCUUCGGCUUCAGCCGGCGGCGGCGCGUCCAGCAGCCGUGA